Messenger RNA from Phalaenopsis equestris, 3149 nucleotides. Its product is annotated as plastid division protein CDP1, chloroplastic. Bases 307 to 2787 code for a protein of 826 amino acids. Gene Ontology annotation, biological process: chloroplast fission. NCBI's taxonomy places the organism in Eukaryota, Viridiplantae, Streptophyta, Magnoliopsida, Asparagales, Orchidaceae. The record is from RefSeq and is a predicted model, not a curated record. Gene Ontology annotation, cellular component: chloroplast inner membrane. The transcript has 13 exons.
UCCAUUUAUUUAUUAAUACUUUUGUAAAUUUUCUCUUGGGGAUUAACCUUCUCCUCCAGCGUUUCACUUCUUCGCAUGGAGGAAUCGAUUCCCUGCUUUUGCUUCCCAAUUUCUUCACGUGCUCGAGAUAUCCGAUGACUGCGAGAGUAGAGUAAAGAGCGGACGCCCUAACCCUAGCAACAUCUCCAUUCGUAAUCUUCCUACAGUCUGCUCACUUCACAUCCAACCCAGUCGUUGUUUUCCAUCGAAAUGAAGAAGAUCUGGCUGACUGCGUGCCUACCAGCUGACUAGUUUGUGUUUCUGGUGAUGGCAUUGGUUCACUUGGUGCUCAGUUUGACUCCUUACUCUCGCUGCUCUGUGAAUGGGGCUGUUGAAGAGAGAGGAAGGGUUAUUCCCCCGUCCGAGUUUUCAGGUGGCCGAAAUUUUUCAGGACGCAUAGCUGCAACCGGGUUAACGAAGAGGUUAUCUCUGGAGGCGAGAGCUAGCCUGAGUCGGAGGGACUUCGGAGGAGGGUCUACAUUGAAGGUUACGGAGGUGGAGAAUGGGCAGAUCGUAGGGCUGGUUGAGAUUCCAGUCACAUGUUAUCAGCUUUUAGGUCUUUCUCUGAAAGCUGAGAAGGACGAGGUUGUGAAAGCUGUGAUGGAUUUAAAAAGCUCGGAGAUUGAGGCUGGUUACUCAGGAGAUGCCAUUACUUCACGGCAGCAUCUUUUAAUGGAUAUCAGAGACAAGCUCCUUUUUGAACCAGAAUAUGCUGGCAAUUUAAAGGAAAACAUUCUACCAAAAUCUUCUUUACGCAUUCCUUGGAUUUGGUUGUCUGGUGCUUUGUGCCUUCUUCAAGAGGUAGGAGAAGAAAAAAUGGUACUAGGAAUUGGCAGGGAGGCUUUAGAACAUUCUGAUGUUAAGCCAUAUGUUCACGAUGUGCUUCUCUCCAUGGCUCUAGCUGAAUGUGCAAUUGCGAAGGCUGCUUUUGAGAAAAACAAAGUGUAUGAAGGAUUUGAAGCUCUGGCUCGUGCUCAGUAUCUUCUAAAGAGUAAAGCUUCUCUUGGAAGUAUGCCUUUGCUAUCCCAGAUAGAAGAAUCCUUAGAAGGGCUUGCUCCAGCUUGUACUUUGGAGCUGUUAGACUUGCCUCAGAUCUCUGAUAAUGCUGAUCGGAGAAGAGGUGCUAUUGCAGCCUUGCGUGAGUUACUCAAACAAGGUCUUGAUGUUGACACUUCUUGUAGUGUUCAAGACUGGCAUGGCUUCUUAAGCCAAGCCUUGAAUAAGUUAAUGGCCGCUGAAAUAGUUGAUCUUCUUUCGUGGGAAAACUUGGCUUCUUCUCGGAAGAAUAAGAAAUUACUGGAAUCUCAAAACCAGAGAGUUGUUAUUGAUUUUGAUUGCUUUUAUUUGGCGAUGAUUGCUCAUUUAGCUCUUGGUUUUUCAACAAGGCAGAUGGAUUUGAUUGACAAAGCUAAAAUCAUUUGCGAGUGUUUGAUUUCAUCAGAAGGUGUAGACUUGAAGCUGGAGGAAGCAACUAUCUCAUUUCUUUUGGGGCAGGUUGGUGAAGCAGCAGUCUUUGAGAAGCUUCAGCAGCUUGAUAGCAAAGGGAACUCAUCCUUGCAAAGUUCUACUGCAGAUAUUCCGAAAACAGAAGUCAAGGACAAGCAGGCCAUGUAUCAAUCACUAGAAAAAUGGCUGAACGAUGCUGUCCUUUCUCUGUUUCCUGAUACACGAGAAUGCCCUUCCUCUUUGGCAAACUUUUUUGGUGGGCCAAAAAGGAUUCUGAACGCCUGUAAUAAAAAAUUAGGAACUUCAACUGCCUCCUAUUCUAACAAAAGAUCGCCUUUGUUUGGCCUUUCAGUUGACAAUACCAAAUUUGUUGAGCAUUCUCCUGUAAAAUCAACAAAACAUGCGGGAGAUGCGGUUAAACAGCUCGCACCUGUGAGCAUACAGACCCAAUCAAGCGUGAAAAAGGUUACCAGUAUGACCACCAAUACAUCAAAUUCUCCAUUGAAGAGAAACCUUAGUCUCCAGAAUUCUAAAUUUUGGGAAAGCUGGAGCCUUACUGGUGAUCUUCUCGGAAGGAUAGCAUGCACCACUUUUGUUGGCUGUGUCAUCAUCGGUGUACUAAAGAUGCUAAGCACUGAGUUGACUCAGCACAGAAUCUCACAUCCAUUGCAGCCUAAUCAAUCGAUGAUGAACAGCAAUGCCUGCAUGUGGACAUUUGGCUACACGCCUGGUGUGAAUAAGAGUAUUUUCAGUCAGUUUAAAUAUCUGAUGGAACUUUUCAAACAUUACUAUAGAAAUCCAGCAGAUAGAAGAAAAAUACAAAAUUCUUUGCUUAUUGAUAACCUUUCAUCUUUAACUAUGGCAUCAGCUGUUGCUGGAAAUGCUGCACACAGAAGGCAUAUGCCGUCCGAAGAAGCAGAAAGACUGGUGAAACAAUGGCAAGAUAUCAAAGCUAAGGCAUUGGGCCCUGAUCAUCAAAUAGAUAGCCUGUCUGAGAUUCUUUCUGAAUCAAUGCUGUUGAAGUGGCAGGAUUUAGCAUCUUCAGCCAAAAAUGGAGCAUGCUUUUGGAGGUUUGUUUUGCUCAAAUUGUCUAUUCUUAGGGCUGACGUAAUACUAGAUGAGUUUAGUGAUGAGGUUGCUGAAGUUGAGGCAUUGGUAGAAGAAGCUGCUGAGCUUGUAAAUGAUUAUCAGCCCAAAAAACCAAGCUAUUACAGUACAUACAAAGUCCAAUAUAUGUUAAAAAAACAGGAUGAUGGUUCAUGGAGGUUCUGUAGUGGCGAUAUCAUUGAUACUUCUGCAUGAACUUCAUAUAUACAAUAUUAUUGAGAGAGAACUUCGUGUUUGCCGACUUUUUAUCUUCUUACAGCUUUGUGCAGAAAAAAUGAUGACCGUUUGGUAGACUGCACCAACUUGAUAUAUCCAGUGAAAAACAGAAGCGGUUCUGCAUCAUAAAAUAAAUUACUGUUGCUGACAUAGCCGACCCUGUAGUUAUUUUUUCCAAUAUUGUAGUCUAACCUGUCUGUUGAAUUUGUAGCUUGUUCCAGGUUUUUAUAGUAUCAGUGAACUAUGCUGCUUGCAUUUGGCAAUGUGAAUUGUUUCCUUUAAACUAACGAUAAAAUUCAUUCCAUUUGGUCUUCUGAUUAUUGUCCCAUUUUUCGAUGUUG